AUGUCAUUUCAAAGGCGAUCUACUAGUUCUGUUACACGAUCUUCAAGGACUAGUACUACACCCAGAGACGUUAGAAGACGUACUGUAUCGGGACAAAAUACAAGAGCUAAAUCUGUUACAUAUUCUAAUAAUACACAAAAAUUGGUUCGAUCUAGUAAUGAACUGAGUUCGAAUAUUCAAGUUUAUGUUCGUUGUAGGUCGAGAAACCAAAGAGAAAUUGAUGAAAAGAGUAGUGUUGUCAUUUCAACAAUGGGACCUAAUGGGAAAGAAGUUAUGUUAUCAAAUUCAACAAAUUCUGGUUCCUUAUCAUAUCCGAAGAAGACAUAUAUAUUUGAUCAAGUGUUUGGUGCUGAAAGUGAUCAAAAUCUCGUAUUUGAUAUUACAACAAAAAAUUAUAUACAGGAAAUGAUGGAUGGUUAUAAUUGUACAGUCUUUGCAUAUGGUCAGACAGGUACUGGGAAAACUUAUACGAUGUCCGGUGAUAUUAAUAUUUUGGGAGAUGUUGAAUCACAGGAUAAAAUUUUAUUAGGAGAACAUGCAGGAAUUAUACCAAGAGUAUUAGUUGAUCUAUUUCAAAGAUUGUCGAAUGAAACAAAUAAUGAUUUUUCUGUUAAAAUUUCAUUUUUAGAAUUAUAUAAUGAAAAAUUAACAGAUUUAUUAUCUAAUGGUAAUUCAGAUGAUGAAACUAUUAGAAUAUUUGAUAAUCAUAAUAAUACUAAUAAUACUAAUCAUCAUAAUAAUAAUAUUAACAAUAAUCAUAAUAGCAAUAAUAUCAGUAAUAGUGUUAGCAACGGUAGUGGAAAUAAACAUUAUGGGUUAACUAAUUCAAAUUCUUCUUCGACACAAGGGAUGAAAUCAAAUAAUAAUAAUAUUAAUAAUAGUAAUAACAAUUCUCAUGAUCCUAAUAAUAUUUCAAGUAACCAUCAUUCAAAAGUAAAUUCAAAUAAAAAUGUAUCAAAUUCUGCCAUUAUUGUAAAAGGGAUGGAAGAAAUAUAUAUUAAAUCUGCUUAUGAAGGUUUACAACUAUUAACAGAAGGUUCUUUGAAAAGAAAAGUUGCCUCCACGAAAUGUAAUGAUCUUUCAUCACGGUCUCAUACAAUUUUCACAAUUACUACCCAUAUUACUAAGAUUGAUCCCAUAUCUGGUGAGCAAUAUGUUAAGAUUGGGAAAUUAAAUUUAGUAGAUUUAGCAGGUAGUGAAAAUAUUAACAGAUCAGGCGCCGAAAAUAUUAGAGCUCAGGAAGCAGGUUUAAUAAAUAAAUCAUUACUUACAUUAGGUAGGGUUAUUAAUGCAUUAGUUGAUUAUUCUCAACAUGUUCCAUAUAGAGAAUCGAAAUUGACAAGAUUGUUACAAGAUUCAUUGGGUGGUCGUACUAAGACUUGUAUUAUCGCUACAAUAUCACCCGCAAAGAUAUCGUCAGAAGAAACUGUAAGUACGUUAGAAUAUGCGACUCGUGCUAAAUCUAUUAAAAAUACCCCACAAGUCAAUCAAUCAAUGUCCAAGGACGUAUGUCUCAAUGAAUAUGUCCAUGAGAUUGAAAGAUUAAGACAUGAAUUGAGGACAUCGAGACAGAAGGAUGGAAUAUAUGUAAGUCAAGACCAAUAUGAUUUAUUUGAAAGUAAUGAGAUUCUAUUACAAGAACAAAAGAUGAGAAUACAUAAUAUGGAAGAACAAACUAACAGAUUUAAACAAGAAUAUGUUAAACAAACCGCAAUCAGUAAAGAUUUGGAAUUAAAAUUGAAGGAAACUGAGAGUACAUUACAAGGAAUACAGGAACAAAAAUUUUCAUUAAUCAAUGUAUUUGAAGAUUAUGAAAAAUCGAAUAAUUUGUUUAUCAAGGAAGUUCAAGACAUACAUUCAAUAAAUUCAAAUAUAUUAAACAAUAUUACAAAGGAAAGAAAUGAAUAUUUCGAUGAAUCAAAAGAUUUUAUGAAACAAAUAUGCAAAGCCAAAGAUAUAACAUUGGAACAAGAAAAGAAGCUUCGUUCGGUGGUUGGAGAUAUAAUGCUUUAUAAUAACACUUUUAAGGACGUCAUUGAAGGUGUCUAUAGUGAAUUACAAACCAACUCAACUGUGUUAACAGAUAAUGUUUCCACACAUAUUGCAACUAUUGAUUUUGAAAAUAUAUCGAAACUAUUAUUGAACAUGAAGGACUCAAUCCACACACAAUUAGUAUUAUUGAGGAAAGAAAAGAGUAAUAUGGUAUCUGAUCCUUACAAAGUACAUAGGGUUAUUCUAGAAUCUUGCUUCCAACAAGUGACUAAGUCGUUAAACGAUUGCUCAGAGAUUCUUCAGAAGGAAUGUAAUACUAUUUCCAACAACGUUGUGAAUGAUUUGAAUGUAUUGGAUACCAAAAUUGUAGAUGACACAAACAUCACCGUAGGUAUUAUUAUUAAACAAAGGCAACAACUAAUCGAAUUAGAGAGUAAACUACAAGAGGAGCAAAAAAAUACAACACAUUUAAACGAAAAACUGGAUAUACUUACGAAAUACUUUGAGGAAUAUGUUACCAAGGAAAAAUCUAACUUGUAUGACAUCUUAUCUGAUACAUUCCAAACGUUUAGACUGAAACAAACCGAGCUUGACAAACUCUUCCUGAAUAAGGCUAAAACAGAGAUCAUCUCACUUGGGAACAGAAAUAAUAAAACUAUGAAGGAGAGUAUUAAAAAUAUAAAGGAAGUCUCUAUACAUUCAUUUGAUAGUAUCAACGAAACGGUCACACAAAACCAAUCACAUAUUAGCGCUUUGCUCAAAGAGAGUAGUAAUAAUGUCCCUGAUCAAAUAUCGAAACUUCCGAUAAAGAAGUCAGUUCAACGUAUUCUAGACACUGUUACUGCAGCUUGUAACGAAGACUCAUCAAAAAAUCUACACAACUUAUUGAAGGAAUUGAAUGAAAAUAAGUAUCAAGAUGAUGUAAACAUAGCAAACAACAUACAGCAAAUGGUGACAUCUUUGGCAGAAUUAGUCAAGUCUGACAACCAAAAAAACCAAAUUGCAUUCAAUGACAUCCAAAAUGAUAUUAAACAACUGGAUGAAUUUGUAACUAAUGAUUUCAACUCCAACAUUACCCAAAUAGCCAAAACACAAACUGACAUUAUAAAAAAACAUUCUGACCACAUUUCGGUUGUAGCUGAAACUUUAAAUAAAAAUUCACAGUUUUCCAUUGAAAAAGAUCUCCAACAAUAUGACAGUCAUCCACAAGUUGUAAAGAUGUCUAAGCUGCCAGAUUUCAAGAAGCCAUCCAAUUAUGAUCUGUAUGACAACAUGAAAACAGAGAAAAAUGUAGAUGUGACACAUAUAGAUGGUAUUUCACUAGAUAAUAUUUCUCCUGUUCAUAUUUCGUUAUCAAAUAUCAAAUAUAAUCCAAGUACACCAGUGCCUGUCCCAGAUCAUCCUUUACCGCAGUCAAAAGUUUUAAUGCCCAGAAGUGUGAAUACCAAAAAUAUUAGAUCAAACACUGUUUCGACCUCAAUUAAACAAAGUUCAAGUAGAGUAACAAGUCCUUUAAAACCAAAUAAUUUAAAAAGAAGAUUUACUUUAGAACCACUUGAUAGUGAUAUAUCGGCUGCCGAAUCAAAAGAAAAUAAAGCACCUUUGGAUAGCAUAUUUGAAAUAAAGAAGGUUCACCUGGAUCCUAACAUGCCGCAUUUGAAAAAUACCAAAUAG
Molecule: messenger RNA, 3666 nt
Organism: Maudiozyma saulgeensis
Lineage: Eukaryota; Fungi; Ascomycota; Saccharomycetes; Saccharomycetales; Saccharomycetaceae
Source: the annotation of a GenBank genome assembly